AUGGACGAGGUGGUGCCGCACCUGUGGAUCGGCGAGCUCCCCUCGUGCUUAGAGGCAGACUACCUCGAGCAAGCCAACAUCCAAUGGGUGGUGUCGUGCCUGCGCAAUCCGCCCGUGCCGCCAAAGGACAUUUCGCUCGCGGAGGGCGACAGCACGCGCGAAAUUCCGGACGACCACCGCAUGGUCGUGCCGAUUAACGACGACGACGACGCGCCCGCGUAUAUCUACUUUGCGCUGGCGAACAAGUUUAUAGCGAAUGCGCUCCAGGAGGAGUGGGAGGCCGACCCGGAGCCGUACGAGGAGGUGGACGACCAUGCGAUCGACGGACUGACGCUGCGCGACGGCCGCCCGGGCCUCUGGAGCUCGCGCACGGAAGGCUCGUUGCUCGUGCACUGCCAGGCGGGGUGCUCGCGCAGCGUCACGAUCGUCGCCGCCUACCUCAUGUGGAGUCGGCGCCUGAGCGUCGCCCAGGCCCUGGCGCUCAUUCGGCGGCAGCGCCCGAUCGCCGCGCCGAACGAGGGCUUCAUGAAGCAGCUCGAGCUAUACCAGCGCGAAAACUACAUGGUGAAUCUGCAGAGCCGCGACGUGCGCCGCUUCCUCGUGAGCCAGACGAACGCGCUCGAGGGGGCCGUGAGCCCCGACAUGCUGCUGAGCACCUACCCCUACACGGCACCGACAGACCCCUACUCGGACUACCGCAUCGAUGUGAACGAGGUCAAGCAAGAGCGCUUCACAAAGCUGCGCUGCAAAGUGUGCCGCCACGAGCUGGCCGUCGAGCAGCACGUCGUCGUGCACGAGCCCGGCCAAGGCGAGCAGGCCUUUGAGCCGCACCGGCGCGACGCGGCGCGCAAAGGCGUCGGCCACACGCCCGCGCGCAUGCAGGAGCCUGAGCAUACCCACCUCCCCCCUCAGCUCGCUCGCAUUCGCGCCGGGAUGAUGGCGCAAACCACACAGCGCCCCCUGCUCCUCUCCCCUCAGUGCUCGGCGUACUUUGUGGAGCCGCUCGGGUGGAUGAGCGAGUCCUCCGGGCUCGUCGAAGGCGAGAUGGGCGGGCGCCUGCAGUGCCCCAAUACGCGGUGCAACGCCAAGCUCGGCACCUGGACCUGGGUCGGCUCGCAGUGUGCAUGGUAG
Malassezia japonica is the source of this 1131-nucleotide messenger RNA. RefSeq lists its product as uncharacterized. The coding region runs from base 1 to 1131 and encodes 376 amino acids. NCBI's taxonomy places the organism in Eukaryota, Fungi, Basidiomycota, Malasseziomycetes, Malasseziales, Malasseziaceae. The transcript is spliced from 3 exons. The record is from RefSeq and is a predicted model, not a curated record. Gene Ontology annotation, molecular function: protein tyrosine/serine/threonine phosphatase activity. Gene Ontology annotation, cellular component: nucleus. Gene Ontology annotation, biological process: protein dephosphorylation.